GAAGUGAGGAAGUUGAGUAAGAAAAAUAACUUAGUGGCAACUUGUGAAUUUAUGGGUUUGCAAACAAUUUUGCCUGCAAGUGCUCUGAGACUCUGAAUGGGAAUACGGCUUUAACUUACAGGUGGCCAGUGGCCUACAGCAUUGUGAGGAAUAAAUGGGACAUUCUGGUGCCUGCUUAGCUGGCAGAACAUUGUGGGGCAAUUUUGGGAGAAAAGAAAAUGUAUUCAUGUUUUUUAAAAAACAUGGUGACGUAUAGUUAGACUAAAUAAUACUUUUUCUCUCUUUCAAAACUGAUGCUUACUGCACAAGAAGCUGGGAUGGGUCAAGAAGAGAGAUGAGGAUAGAGGCCUUUUUGUAUGGUUCUGUCUGUUGCUAUAGCCACAAACACCUAGAAGAAUUAUCUUAUCAAACCUACUGGUGCUUCUUUCCCUUAAAAACUAAAAGCAAAACAAAAGUGUAAUACAUGUACACAGUGCAUUUAAGCUGUUUUUAAAAAACCUAAUCUGGAUAGGUAGUACAGGAUACAUGUGCAAGCUUGUUAGUAACCAUUUUUUUUUAACCUUUACCUAAAUACAAGAUUUGUCAUAGUUUCUUGUUUGUUUUUGCUUCUUUCUUUAGUACUAUCUUCCUGACAUCUAAUUCAGUCCCCCUCACUCAAGCAUAUUUUCUUUCUUCCAAUUUGCCUCUGCAGUUAAUUUUCAUAUGUGGUUGAGGUGCCUUUGGCAAGGAGGAAACAGAUAUGCAAAGAAGAUCAGAAACAGUCUGAGUAGCUUUAAAGUCUGAGAUCCUGCUGCCUGUUGUACAUCUCUGAAUAGAAAGCGUUUCUAGUAUUAGAACAGAGACAUUGGUGAAUCUUCGCUUGUGGUUUUUGCUAGUACCACACAAGGUCUUCUAAAGGUGCUUGGGAGCCAGGUCAGAUAUGCAGGGGUACUGCAAAAAUCUGCAGGGACAAAAGGGAGAGCUAAAUGGAGGAUGUUGUUCAUGUGAAGGCUGGUGGGGGGGGGGAAAAAGACACUUCAAACCUGAAGGUUUGAUUGGAUUUUCUCUUGCCAUUUCUUUGGCUUGCAUCUGUGUGGGGGCGUGUGUAUGACUACAUAAAGAGAAAAAGUAGAAGAAAAAUCUAGAUGUUCUAAAAGGUAUAAAUAGCUACCAGAGUUACUGCUACACAAGAAACUAGUGGAUUUCUUAGACUCUCUUCAGUUUCUUAAAUAUUUUCCUUUACAAAUCUUUUUAAUAGCUGUCUUUCUGGUGGUUAUUUUUGCCUGCCUUUAAAGCUUCUGUAGAUUGUGGCCCUUGAAAGUCUGUGUUGCAUUUGAAAUGGCAUUAUGGCUUCCUGAAUGUACCAGUUCAUUACCACUCUUCUGGCAAAGAGAGGUUUUUUUUUUUCUUGGGUCUAUCAGCACCCUGCUAGCUCAGUUUUUAGGACAGUCCAAGUGUUAGACUACGCUUGAAGCUUGCAGACACCUGAAAUACCAGAACUGCAUGCAUUUCACGACCUGGUUAUGCUCAAGCUCCUCUGUAAUAGCAGGAACGGAUCUGACCAAGAAGGAAUUCUGCCCUGUGACGGAAGAACACAAAACUGCGUUUCAAAACAUUUUAAAGGAAGACCUGGAGGUGGACCAGGAAAAGGAAAACAAUAAAGAGCGGAGUGAGGAAGCGUCACCCAUGGUUUCCAGUAGGAAAGGGAGUUCACCCUCUGCAGGUGGCAUUAAAGGAGAUAAAUCAAAGCCAAAUGAACCUGAGUCUCCUACUGAGAAAGAAGUGGAGGCUGAAUUUCUGAGGUUGUCCUUAGGUUUUAAAUGUGAUUUGUUUACCUUGGACAAGAGAGUGAAGCUUGAAGAAAGGUCCCGAGACUUAGCUGAAGAAAAUUUGAAAAAGGAGAUCACAAAUGCUCUGAAGAUGUUAGAGGCUCUAGUCCCUUUGUGUGAAGAAGAUAACCAAGCACAGGAAAUCAUUAAGAAGCUGCAAAAAAGCUUGCAGUUUCUUGGCCAGUAUGCAGCCCGAGUCGCCAGUAGAGCAGAGAUGUUGGGAGCUAUUAAUCAGGAGAGCCGUGUCAGCAAGGCUGUGGAAGUAAUGAUCCAACAUGUGGAAAACCUGAAGCGCAUGUACGCAAAAGAACACGCGGAACUUGAGGAGCUGAAACAAGUCUUGCUCCAGAAUGAGAGAUCCUUUAGUUCUCUUGGAGAUCGAGAUGAAUCUACGAAUAAAAAGCUACUAAAUUCUUUUAACUUUAAGCCAUCGUCAGCCCUACGAAGAGUUAGCAUUGCAACGUUGCCUAGGAGUGUUGGAAAUGCAGGUAUUGGGUUGCCACUGGCCCAACUCCGUGAACCUGAUGGAGAUGAACAGAGUGAUAAAUUCAACAGGAGAUCAAGCAGCUGGGGACGGCUAGGAGCAAAGCCAAAUGAGAAGCGCCCUUCGCUACAGCGGUUCAUCAGCACGUACGCUUGGGCAGAAUACGGAGAUGAACAUCCUGAAAUAAAAGAUGAGCAGUUGGAAUCGCCUGCUGAAGUACAAGAAGAACCACCAAGGAAGGAAAGCAUCUCUGAAAAAGGGAAACAUUCUUCCAAAUGGAACCUAGAGUCAGCGUACAAUUUGAUGUCAUCGUGGGCAUCCCAUUUCAAGGCUUCCUUUUCCAACGCCAACAAAACUCUCUGGGUUUCCGUUUCCAUCCUGGUACUGCUUGCUGCUCUCACAAGCUUCCUCACAGGGCUGUCUCUUCAAAGACCAGCAGAUGCAGCACCUGUCGGAACUGGGGACUCCUGGACUUCACUACAGCAACUGUUGUGGCCAUACACAGGACUUCAACACAACGGGCCACCCCCGGUAUAACGCAGGUUCUGGCAUCUGUAGUUACACGUGCAAGUUCUGGGUGACAGUCUGAGAAGCUGAGCUAGUAUAAUUAAGGUUAUAUUUUGGGGGUUAGUUGGUUGGGCUGUGGGUGCUUUUUGGGGAGAUGAUUUUUCUUUUUUUUAAAAAGCAUGACUUGAAAUUACGAAAUACUUUUCUUCCCCCAUUCUGAGAAAAGUCAUCUUUACAAGUACCUAAAAGUACGUUGGUUUUAUUCAUGUUUACAGUAAAACAGGUAGUAAUCUUGAACGUAGCUAACAAUUAAAUGAAGUGGUCUAGCCACAGGAGAAUAAAAAAACUUAUUUUUGAACUUUAUUUGCAUUUUAGUCAUGGAAGCUGUUCCAAUGAUUUGAACUGAAAAGGAUUCAAGACUUGAAAUGUAACUUUAUUGAAAGCUUUUGAUAAUAAAGUUUAAAAGGAAAGCA
Messenger RNA from Calidris pugnax (ruff), 3272 nucleotides. It is a transcript of the gene IRAG2, whose product is annotated as lymphoid-restricted membrane protein. Gene Ontology annotation, cellular component: endoplasmic reticulum membrane. The transcript has 14 exons. NCBI's taxonomy places the organism in Eukaryota, Metazoa, Chordata, Aves, Charadriiformes, Scolopacidae. The coding region runs from base 1483 to 2829 and encodes 448 amino acids. The record is from RefSeq and is a predicted model, not a curated record.